Molecule: messenger RNA, 8163 nt
Organism: Parathielavia appendiculata
Lineage: Eukaryota; Fungi; Ascomycota; Sordariomycetes; Sordariales; Chaetomiaceae
Exons: 2
Coding region: 80-7906 (2608 amino acids)
Cellular component (GO): nucleolus; small-subunit processome; 90S preribosome
Source: RefSeq, a predicted model, not a curated record
CAUCAAUCGCAUUGGCGUUGCGCACGCUUGUUGCCGUAGCAGAGGAAGCAUUCGACUACGGUGCCGGGACGCCGCCAACAUGCCGUCCGCCACGUCCGGCCGUAUCGUCAAGACCUCGCGAGGUUCCAAGAAGACACCCCACCAAAAGAACCAUCGAUGGGAGUCGUUCAGCGCCAAAAUCUCCAAACUCCAUUCCCUCGAUCCGCUCCGCAAAGUCCGCCGCCAUGAUCUCGACGCCGAAGACCUCUCCGCUACGACCUCAUACCUACGCAAUGGUUUAGAGAAAUGGGCCGAGCUCAAUCUCUCCCGGCCGUACAUGGCCUUCAAGAAAGAGAUUAACCCCCUUACCGAAUCCCUGGCCCAGAUACUCUACCAUGAAGACCGCAUCAUGGACCUGCUCGCCGAGUACAUCGCGCGACACGAGAAGGAAGCACUCGAACCACUGCUGGACUUGAUUACAGCAUUCGCGCAUGAUCUGGGUGUGCGCUUCGAGAAGCACUACCCCCGCGCCCUGACGCUGAUCGUCGACCUCGCGAGCAAGAUUCACGACGUUGAGGCCAUCGAGUGGACCUUUGCCGCCCUGGCGUUCCUCUUCAAAUACCUGUCGAGGCUGCUCGUACCCGAUCUCAGGCCAACGUACGAUACUGUGGCGCCCCUGAUGGGCAAGGCGAGGAUUCCGGGUCACAUCGCUCGGUUUGCCGCCGAGGCCAUGAGCUUUCUGGUCAAGAAGGCCGCUGCACCUAGCCACAAGGACAAGGCUCUGCCGCUCUUUGUAGAGCAUGUGAGGGGGGACCUCGAGAGCAUGGUCGGGCAGAAGCAGUUCGGCCUUUACAGCCAGGGUAUCAUGACCAUGUUUGCCGAAGCCAUCAAAGGAGUGGGCGAUGGCGUGCAUUCGACAGGACCCGAAAUCUUCGCCACCCUUUUACAGCAUGUGCCCGAGGAGGAAUUGAAGUUACCCGCGCAGGCGGUUUGGACUGACGUCUGCUGCGGUGUGCUCACCAGCGUCGUCCACCACGCCAAGGUGGAUACCUUCAAGACCCUUGAGACAAGAGUGGUUGAGGAGGCAAUGGCCGGGGAGCGCUCCGUCUUGUUCGUCCAAAUCCUGGGAACCAUGGCUGGUGUGCGAAAAGGCACCCGCAUCCAUGACUGGGCAGCCCUUGUCAAGGCGCUUGGCCAGUUGCUCCAAGCUUUCGGAGCUCAGAAAGAAGAGGUUGAAGCGAUGAACGCAUCUCGAGUAUGGCAAAAAGUCAUUGUCAACGUUGCGAUUGUUUGGAGCCACGCCCCCGUCGAUGCGCUUCUUCCGGCCUUGUUCAACUUCAACGGAACCAUGACCAGAGAGCCGUUGAUAAGGUGGUACAUCGUGUUCUGUUCAUAUCUUGCCGAUCUGAACUCAGAGAGAUUCCGCGGCCUCUUUUUGAAGGAUUUCCAAAAGUUCAUUGUCGCGCACUGGUCUCAAGGCACAAACGAAGAUGUGCUCUGUGUAAUUUUACCACGCAUGGUCGAAGCGGGCGGGCUCCCCAGGCCGGGUGAGAAAGAGAUCUUUCAACUUCCGCAAUCCUGGCAGGACCAGAUUGUGAGCAAGUUCGUCCGGCUCGAAGACACACCGUUCCCGGAGAGUGGCGGGUUUGGGAAAGACCCAGAGACAUGGAGGGACAAGUGUCUGCCGAAGUACUCAGCACGCUUACGAGUCCUGGAGUCGACAUCGGUGCAUCCGUCCACGAACGCGAGGAUAGCCGAGGUUCUGCUCAAGAAACUGAAGCUGGCCCUCCGCCCGUCUUCGUCCUUGCCCACCGACGAGGCCAAUUUCAUUGUUAGCGAUGGUUUCCGCGCUUAUCUCCGCAUGUGUGCCGCUGCGGGCUCCGUGGACCCCGCCCUCGCCCCCUUGCUAAGAGCCGCAGCGCCACGGUUCUGCCGAUCACCAGCGUUUCUUGAAGCAGUAUUGGCCUAUGAGCGGGAAGUCAGGGGGAGCGUUCAGCUGUCCCCUGCAGCUAGCGAUGGUGACAGUCAACAGGGGGAGCAAGAUCCUUUGAUCAAGUGUCUUGUCGACAACCUUUCCAUGCCGUCUCAUGAGCUAAGGCUGGCGUCCCUGAACAUUCUCGAGACAUUGGAAUUCGCCCUCGAUUCCCACUCUGCUCUGGCAACGAUGAUCCAAGUAGAGGAAAUUCCCCUGAACUUGCAGAGUGUGCGGGCGAUUGCGGUCCACCUUCGCAAGCUCGGUCAGGUCUACUCUCACAUUGACCAGGACUCCUGGUUGAUCCGAGCCAUUCCGGCAUUUUUGUUCGGCAUGACUACGGUGCCUUUGUCCCCUGUUUGGGAUGAGGCCGUAGAGGCAAUGAAGAAGGUGGCGGAGAGCAUAUCAGGCGAGGAGGCAUUGGCCGAUAUCGCCUUCAGCUGGUUAGGGAUACCAUCUCCCCAGUGGACAGGACCUUACAAGCCGCCCAACGAAGACAACCACGGACCUCUGACCAAUUUCGAGUGUCUCAAUCUCAUGGCUCUGCACGAGACCUCGGCGGCUACGGGGAGCAUCUUCGACGACCCGUCCCAGGACAUGCUCAACACAUUUGAAGAAGGCCAAAGGAUCGUCGAAUCCUGCUCGGAAAGAGCACGCAGCAAGGCGCUCAAGGCAUUCAAUGCUUUGCCUGUCCUAGCUGAGAAGCGCUCCAGAAGACUAGUGCCGUAUUUGUUUUCCUUCACCGUCGACGACGAAACCCCUUUGGAGGAAGCCGAGGAGUUUCCCGAAGGCGCUUGGUCUCUUCCCGAUAGAAAGGCUCUCGUCGGUGUAUUUGCGCAGUUCAACAACCCGAGGGUGCUAUACCAGAGUCAAAAGGUGUACCAGUCUCUGUUGAAACUCUUGGCGAACGGCGACAUCGAGCUGCAGAAGCUGGCCCUCAAAGCAAUUUUGGCUUGGAAGAACGAGGCGCUCAAGCCAUACCAGGAACAUUUCGAAUAUCUUCUCGACGAGGCCAGGUUCAAGAACGAGCUCACUGUUCUGUUCCAGGGAGAUAAUCAGAUUCAGCCUGGACAUCGCCUGGAGGUCAUGCCGGUUCUCCUUCACCUGCUCUACGGCCGUACAAUCUCCAAGAAGGGCGUCGCGAGUGGUCGCCAUGGCCUCCAUGCGACGCGCCUAGCUGUUAUCCGGCAACUCAGUGUUGAUGAUAUGGGUAGUUUCCUGGAUAUCGCUCUUGGCGGCCUGCGAAGCAUUCGUAUUCUCGAUGCUCAGGGGCUCCGCGAGAGCGUCUUCGCCCAGGAGGCCCUUCCCGUUCGGAAGCAAGUCGGUCUGCUGAACAUGAUUGAAUCCAUAAUCAACGAGCUCGGCACUAGUGUCUCGCUGUAUAUGGACGCUCUCGUCAAUGCGGUCUUGUACUGCCUUAUCUUUGCUUGUCGGCAGCUCGGCGGUAGCUCAGAGGACCAGGACGCUGAUGAGUCGGACCAAGUCCAAAACGCUUCGCUCUUCAGGGUUGUGCGGACGACAGCCUUGAAGUCUCUCUGUAAGCUGUUCCAGAGCGCGCCAGACUUCGACUGGACACCGUACCAGGAGGUGAUGGUCAAGGAGGUUGUCAGUCCCCGGAUUGAGAAACUUCCAGCGGAAACGACCCAAGGCGUCUCUGCCACCUGGAGAUUGCUUGGCACAUGGGCUGCCCUUCCAAAGUCUGCGCUGUUGCUCUCUAUCGAUUCGAGGGUGUUGCCCAAAGUAGUGGAAACGCUCGGGAUCGAGAAGGCCAGGGAUGAGGUCAAGGUCUUCGCUCUCGACAUCCUCAAGGACCUCAUCAAACUGGCACAGGCUCCCGCAAUGGAAUCGGAGUUCAACGAGUCAAUCAAGACCAAGCUGCUAAACCCGAACAUCGAUCUUAUUUUGAAGACGAUCAGCGGCCUUCUUCGCGACCAACCUGACAUUGGCCGAGAUCUGCUCGGGACCGCCGUCGACACGGUCGUUGCUCUUGCCCCGAUUGUGGAGAAGUCGAACAGCGUACAAGACAUGGUUGAGAUCGCCACCUUCUUGCUCAACCAGCCGCUGCGCAGAGUCAACCCUAAGAUCAAGGGCUCGAUUCUGUUGAUCCUGAAACAAUUCAUCGUGCUGGAGGACCUCCAAGGCAACGCCGAGCUGAAGAGCAAGGUCUACAGCACUAUCGCAUCCCUGUUCGGAUUCUUCAAGGACAAGCAGAACCGGCAAUUACUUGCCGAGGUUCUAGAGGUUUUCGCCUCCCAGGAACCAUGGGCCCAAGAGGUAGCUGAGAUUUGCCGCGACCUCAACUCCUACGUCGUGAAACGCUUGGAUGAGCCAGAUUACAACACCCGGCUCGCCGCUUUCAACUCUAUCACCCGGGAUCGCGAGAUACCGUUCACAAUUGACCAGUGGAUGCCCCUGGUGCACAACCUUCUCUACUACAUCCAGCAGGACGAGGAGUUCGGCGUGCUCUCCUCGAAUGCCGCCGACGGACUCUGCAAGUUCGUCUCGGCAGCCGAGUCGGUUUGGGCUGGCCCCCAGCAGGAUGCCUUUGUCGAGAUCUUGUCGAGUAUCAUCCUGCCGGCCAUCUACUCUGGGGCCAGAGAGUCUUCGGAGACGGUUCGCCGCGAGAUCUUGCGCCUGUUUGGCUUCCUUGUCGCUCACCUACCACAGUGGGAGCCGGUUGCUGACCUGACACCUCUGGUACCCGAAUCUGACGAGUCCGAUCAAGCCUUCUUCUUCCACGUCUUGAGCCCCGCGGUCUCAAGACAGCUCCAGGCCAUUCGUCUUCUGCAGGCGGCGAACGGGAAGAGCGAGCUGCGCAGCAAGCAUAUCAGCCAGUUCUUCAUCCCUCUCUUCGAGCACUUCAUCUUUGACCGUCCUGAGAGUGGUGAUGACCACGGACUCAGCGCGCAGGCAACGAACACCAUUGCAGCUUUAACCGAGUCUCUCGAAUGGCAGCAAUACCGGGCCAUCCUUCGGCGAUUCGUGUCUUACGUCGAGUCCAAGCCAGACUGGCAAAAGCGCGUAAUCCGUCUGCUCGAAAAGGAGGUGGACGCGCUGCGCUCGGCCGUGUCACAACGGUCGGGAGAUGCCAUGGAUGUCGAUGGUGGAACGGCUGAAGUGAAGCCCCGGCGCCUGGCCUCCACGCUCCCGGACCGGGAGAAGCUCAGUGCGGAGAUCGUCAACAACUUCCUGCCGACGCUGCUCAAGUACAUCCAUGAGAAGGAUGAGACAACUGUCAGCGCCCGAGUUCCAGUGGGAGUCAUCAUCGCCAAGCUCCUGACCCUCCUCCCGGAGCAGCUUCUCAACGAGAAGCUGCCCAGCGUGUUGACCAAUAUUUCCCACAUUCUCCGCAGCAAGUCCUGGGAGUCUCGAGAGAUGGCCAGGGACACUCUUGCCAAAAUCUCUGGCAUCCUCGGGCCCGAAAACUUCGAGUUCAUUCUUAAGGAGCUGCGAGGCGCACUCGUGAGGGGCCAUCAACUUCAUGUACUGUCUUAUACCCUGCAUUCCAUUCUGUUAGUCGCGAUUCCGGCGUUAAACCAAGGCGACCUUGACUACUGCCUGUCUUCCAUUGUGGCCGUCAUCAUGGACGAUAUCUUCGGAGCCACAGGGCAGGAGAAAGACGCCGAGGACUAUGUGAGCAAGAUGAAAGAAGUGAAGAGCAGCAAGAGCCAGGACUCGAUGGAGUUGAUCGCCAAGACGGCCUCAAUCACGCGCCUUGGCGAUCUCACCAUGCCGCUGCAGUCACUGCUCCUGGAGAAGCUCGACUUACGUACCGUUCGGAAGAUCGACGAACUUCUGACGCGGAUCACCAAGGGCCUGCUCGAGAACCCGGCUGCCGCCUCGCAGGAUAUUUUGGUGUUCUGUUACGAGGUAAUUCAGGAGGUGUAUAAGAGCCAAAAGCCAGAGGCCGAGUCCAAGAUGGACCCCAGGCUCAAGAGGUACAUCGUUCAGAAGGCCGCCAAAAAGAGUGAUGGCAGCCUCACCAGCAAGCAUACCUACAAGCUCGUCAGGUUUGCCAUCGACGUUCUCCGUUCCGUCUUCAAGAAGCAUGACAAUCUCCGGACGCCUGCCAACGUAGCUGGCUUCUUGCCCAUCCUGGGCGAUGCUGUGCUGUCGGCAGAAGAAGAAGUCAAGAUCGCUGCCUUCAAGAUACUCACUGUCCUGGUCAAGGUUCCUUUCAAGAACGGUGACUCGAGUAACUUGUACAAGGUCGCCCACAAGGAAGCCAUCAAGGCGAUCUCCAUGUCCCCUACGACCACCUCCGAUCUGGCCCAGUCAGCAUUGAAGCUCAUUUCAGUCAUCCUCCGGGACCGCCGCGAGAUUCAAAUGAGGGACGCUGCGCUGGACAUGCUGCUGAGCAAGCUCAAGGACGACCUGACACAGCCCAUGUACCGCCAUGUCACCUUCAACUUCCUGCGUUCCGUCCUCGACCGCAAGCUCGAGGCGGCUUCGGUGUACGACACGCUCGAUCACGUCGGGACCAUCAUGAUCACCAACGACGACAAAGACACGCGGGACCUGGCGCGCGGCGCCUUCUUCCAAUUCCUGCGCGAGUACCCGCAGAAGCGGAACCGGUGGGAGAAGCAGCUCAAGUUUAUCGUGGCCAAUCUCAAGUAUGAGCGCGAGGGCGGACGCCUAUCGGUCAUGGAAGUCAUUAAUCUGCUGCUCAAGAAGUCGGCGGACGAGUUUGCGCAGGAAGUGGCGGCGACGUGCUUCAUCCCGCUCGUAUUUGUGCUCGCCAACGACGACAGCGAGAAGUGCCGGAUGGCGGCAGGCGAGCUCAUCAAGGAAAUCUUCCGCGUCUCGGACAAGGAACGGCUGUCCAAGUUCAUGAUCUUGUUGCGGUCGUGGGUGGAGCAGGAUGGGAACCCGGUGGUCCUGAAGCUCGCCUUACAUGCCUUUGGGUUGUAUUUUGAGGCUCGGGAGCCGAGCGCCAAGGACAACAAGGAUCUUGGGCUUGUUAUGGACAAGCUGGUUCAAGUGCUUGGGGAUGAGGAGGCUGUCGAAUCUGACUGGGAACUUGCUCAGAUUGCGUUGACCACGCUGCAAACAUUGGUCCAGAGGCACCCGCAGAAGGUCCUCGCCCCGGAGUCGAGCGAGCUGUGGUCCGAGAUUCAGGCUUGCCUGGCGCACUCUCACACGACUGUCAAGCUCACCUCGAUCAAGCUUCUCAGCAUGUACCUGGCUGAUUUCGCGCAGAAUGCUGGCAGGGGGCAAAAGCUGCCGCUUCCCGGCUCACACGGGCUGGAGCUUGAUGACGACGACGUCAACGAUUUGGUUCGGCUAUCGCUCGGGAUUCUCUCUGCCCCUGAAGUAGAGGAAGCCCUUGCUCAAGAAGCUGUCCAGAUCAUCAUGUUCUUGGGCGGUUAUCUCGAGUCGGACAGGGCGAAAGAGGCUGAGGGCGACGAAGCAGAGGAAGACGAUGACAACAACUCCAAGGAAUACGCGCAGCACGCCGACAUCAAGUACCUCUUCUGGAAGCUGUCCUCCAUCAUCCGCAAAGAAAGGCAACCGAAGCCCGAGAUGCUCGUCAGCAAGCUCGCCGCCAUGGACCUCCUGGAGGCCUUCACCGUCAAGACGCCACCCGACACGCUCCUGGCGUCGGCCAAGACGAUCCUGCGGCCGCUGCGCAACCUGACGGACCCGUCCAUUCGGCAGCCCUUCUCGCUUAACGACGUUUUCAAAACGCGUUACGAGACGCUGAAGAGCAAGGCGCAGGCCAUCAUGGAAACGUUGCAGCGGCGGCUGGGCAGCGCCGAGUACACCAAGGCGCUGCUGGCGGUGGGUGAGCAUAUUCGUGAGCGGCGGCAGCAGCGAUCGACCAAGCGCAAGAUCGAGGCGCUGACGGCGCCGGAAAAGUACGGCCGCGAGAAGAGGAAGAAGUUUGAGAAGAAGAGGGAGAAGAGGAAGGUUAGGGGACAGGAGCAGAGGGAGCAUCGCCGGGGAUUCCAGUAGGUGCAAAUGGGCUGGGUGGGUGAAAUCUGAUUUGCUUGUGCGGGUGGUCUAGUCUACAGAUAUAUGGUAUGAGACAGAAUAUUGGUACAUAUUCAUGAGAGGAAUGGGUGUUCUCCCGGGUAUGCCAACGGCGCCAUCAGAUCUAUCCAAUCGUACAUCUCACAUCCUCCCCACAUUCUCCUUGUCUAUCGCAUCCUCUAUCAUCCAUCCUCCAUAUUUCCUUGUCCCUCCCCAAACACCAUCUAUGCAUCUUCCCC